This is a messenger RNA of Piliocolobus tephrosceles (Ugandan red Colobus), 1539 nucleotides long. RefSeq names its product forkhead box protein D4-like 1. Bases 310 to 1539 code for a protein of 409 amino acids. Gene Ontology annotation, molecular function: RNA polymerase II cis-regulatory region sequence-specific DNA binding; DNA-binding transcription factor activity, RNA polymerase II-specific. The transcript is spliced from 2 exons. Gene Ontology annotation, biological process: regulation of transcription by RNA polymerase II; cell differentiation; anatomical structure morphogenesis. The record is from RefSeq and is a predicted model, not a curated record. NCBI's taxonomy places the organism in Eukaryota, Metazoa, Chordata, Mammalia, Primates, Cercopithecidae.
UGCCCAGAAGACCCUCACAAUUGGACUACGUCCGGAGGGAGUGGCAUCGCUCCGAAAUAGGGGAAGAAGGGUUAUAAAGCGGGGAGUCCACCACACAUGGUCUUGAAGUAGCUUUUAUAAAAGGCAAAGUGCAUCUUUGCUGGACGUUGUUGGAAAGGAGUAGAAACAAGCAGACGAAAACAUCCCAAAGGGUAACCACUAGCGUUCCUGCUUCUUGCAACAUUCAUCCCAGGCCUCCAGCUGAGCCCACCCUAGGCCAGGUGAUCAGCCGGCCGCCACAUUCCCUGCAACUGAAGCACCUGCUCCUCCAUGAACUCGCCAAGAGCUGAGCGCCUUCGCUCCACACCUCAGCGCAGCUUCAGGGACUCCGAUCGGGAAGAAGGUAAAAUCGAUGUCCUGGGAGAGGAGGAAGAUGAAGACGAGGGGGAGGACGAGGAGAAGGAGGCGAGCCAGUCGUUCCUAGAGCAGUCGCCCCAGCCGGGGCUGCAGGUGGCACGGUGGGGCGGGGAUGCGCUUCCCCGAGAGCACAUCGAGGGCGGCGGCGGCCCGAGCGACCCCUCGGAGUUUGGCACCAAGUUCAGGGCACCGCCAAGGUCUGCGGCGGCCUCUGGAGACGCCCCGCAGCCGGCAAAGCCCCCCUACUCGUACAUCGCGCUCAUCACCAUGGCCAUCCUGCAAAGCCCGCACAAGCGCCUCACGCUCAGCGGCAUCUGCGCCUUCAUUAGUGGCCGCUUCCCCUACUACCGCCGCAAGUUCCCCGCCUGGCAGAACAGCAUCCGCCACAACCUCUCGCUGAACGACUGCUUCGUCAAGAUCCCCCGCGAGCCGGGCCACCCAGGCAAGGGCAACUACUGGAGCCUGGACCCCGCCUCCCAGGACAUGUUCGACAAUGGCAGCUUUCUCCGGCGUAGGAAGCGUUUCAAGCGCCACCAACUGACCCCGGGAGCCCACCUGCCCCACCCCUUCCCUCUACCUGCUGCACACGCCGCCCUGCACAACCCCCACCCAGGCCCUCUGCUUGGGGCCCCUGCCCCGCCGCAACCUGUCCCGGGGGCCUACCCCACCGCUGCCCCCGGGAGACGCCCGUGCGCUCUGCUGCACCCACAUCCUCUUCGCUACCUACUGCUCUCGGCCCCGACCUAUACCGAGGCACCGAAGAAAGCAGAAACCGGGGACCUGGAGACCCCGGGCACCCUUCCCGUGCUGCAGCCCUCACUUGGUCCCCAGUCUUGGGAGGAGGGCAAGGGUCUGGCAUCGCGACCGGGAAGCGGAUUCAUCUCUUUCAGCAUUGAGAGUAUUAUGCAAGGGGUCAGGGGAGGGGAUACAGGGGCUGCGCAGAGUUUGUCCCCGACCGCGUGGAGCUACUGCCACCUGCUCCAGCGACCAUCAUGCCUCUCGGACAAUUUUGCAGCAACAGCAGCAGCAUCAGGAGGAGUACUGCGCCAAUGGCUGCGCUCCAACCAAGGGCGCGGUGCUGGACCGGCACCUGUCCGCCGCCUAGGCGCUGCUGAGGUAUCAGGCAGUGGCAGAGGGCUCUAG